This is a messenger RNA of Pyricularia pennisetigena, 354 nucleotides long. RefSeq lists its product as uncharacterized. Lineage: Eukaryota; Fungi; Ascomycota; Sordariomycetes; Magnaporthales; Pyriculariaceae. Bases 1 to 354 code for a protein of 117 amino acids. The record is from RefSeq and is a predicted model, not a curated record. The transcript has 3 exons.
AUGGCACCCAAAGGCCCCUUCCGCCUCGUGACGGUCAACACAGCCCCCGAGCGCGCCAAGAAGCUUAUCGGACGCAUGGUCGAGGCGCUCAAGGACCAGUAUACAAUUGACUAUGUGGCCAAUUGCGAAAACAUUGCUGAAGUUGAGGAGAAAGUAAGGGCAGCCAAGCCAGACGUCUUGUUUGCUGCAUCCAUGUGGUCGGCCGACGAGGCGGCGCAGAUUGAAAAGAUCGGGAGGUCGAUAGUGCCGGACGUCAAGUUCCACGCCAUCCCGCACGGUCUACAGGUGGAGAGGGGACCCGACGCCAUCGUCGAGCACUUGUUGGAGGUGGUGCCGAAGCUCCUGGAUCAGUAA